UGCGCACAUGCUCAAUUCCAGAGACGCGCACGGUCGGGUAUUUGUCCUGUGCGAGUCUCCGUCGUGCAAGGGCACGUUUACUUGCUGUUAGGCGGCGCGCGCGACAGAGGUGGCGUUGGGCAAGCGGCAGCAGCCUUGCUUCAUUCCUUCCUGACAUCCCAAAAAUAUAGAGGUUUAUCAAGUUCUGAUCCAAAAUUGUCAAAAAUGGCAUCCAAGAAGGAACUGACUAGCGAUCAGCGGUUUAGCCAUGUUACAAAGGACCCUAGGUUUUGGGAAAUGCCAGAAAAAGACCGCAAAAUCAAGAUUGACAAAAGAUUUCGGGCUAUGUUUCAUGACAAGAAGUUUAAGUUGAAAUAUACUAUUGAUAAAAGAGGCCGCCCUAUUAACCACAGCUCUACAGAGGAUCUGAAACGGUUUUAUGAUCUUUCAGAUUCAGACUCUGAUCUUUCAGGAGCUGACACCAAAGUAUUUGCUGGAAAGAAAAUGAAGAAAAAAAAGUCAAAAUCGAAAGGAGGAAUAGACUCUGGGAAACUGCUUGACAAACCUACUGAAGGGGAAAGCAAAAUAGUUAAUCAGGAAAUGGGCCACAAAUGUGGAGCUCCAUUGAAAUCUGAUGACUCCCAGAAUGGACAGAAAAGCAUCAUGAGGAUUGCCAGCUCAUGUAGCUCAAAGUUGAAAAAGGACUGUAAGAAAAUGAAUGUAGAAAUUGAUCCUACACAGGAUGAUAAAGGACUUGCAUGGAAAGGGAAAAAUAAACAAAUUGUUGUGAGCUCAGAUUCAUCUCUAAGCAAACAAGAGACUUCAAAAGCAAGUAGUACUAAAUCAGUCAAGGCUCCCAAAACAAAGUUUUCUUUAGAGGAAAAGAAAACUGAAUCAGAAUCCAAAGAUGACGGAGAAGCAGGAGAGGAAGAGGAGUCGGAAGAUGACGGAGAAGCAGGAGAGGAAGAGGAGUCGGAAGAUGACGGAGAAGCAGGAGAGGAAGAUAGUGAUGAUGAUUCAGAAGAAGAUGAAAGUGACAGUGGGCCUGAUCUGGCUAGGGGGAAAGGAAAUAUUGAAACCAGUUCUGAAGAUGAAGAGGAAGAUGAUAUGUCUGAAAUAUUUCCAAAGGAGCCAGAGAUCGAGCAUGCCUGGAGAGAACUGCAUACGGAUGCUCCUCGUGCAGAUGAGAUAACAAGUAGAUUGGCAGUUUGCAACAUGGACUGGGAUAGGCUGAAGGCUAAAGACCUACUGGCUUUGCUUAAUUCUUUCAUACCCAAAGGGGGUGUUAUAUUUUCUGUAAAGAUUUAUCCUUCAGAGUUUGGAAAGCAGAGAUUGAAAGAGGAGGAGCUGCAAGGACCUGUAGAACUAUUAAGUCUUCCAGCGGAUGCCACAGAGAAAGAUUGGAUUUAUAGGGAAAAACUAAGGGAUUAUCAGUUCAAACGACUGAAAUACUUCUAUGCAGUGGUAGAAUGUGAUUCUCCUGAAACAGCCAAUAAAAUUUAUGAGGAGUGUGAUGGACUGGAAUUUGAAAGUAGCUGUUCUUUUGUAGAUCUCAGAUUUAUUCCAGAUGAUGUUACAUUUGAUGAUGAGCCAAAGGACAUAGCCUCAGAAGUGGAUGGAGCUGCAUAUAAACCAAAGUACUUCACAUCUGCUGCUAUGGGAACAUCAAAGGUAGAUAUUACAUGGGAUGAGACAGAUCAUGAAAGAAUAACUUCGCUACACAGAAAUUUUAAAAAAGAUGAACUUCUUGACAUGGAUUUCCAAGCUUAUUUGGCCUCAUCUAGUGAAGAGGAGGAAGAGCAACAAGGUGGUGAUGUAGCCCAGGAAACAGAAGAUGACAAACCCAAGAAAAGCCAGAAGGAUGAUGAAGAACAAAUUGCCAGAUACAGAGAACUCUUGCAGAGUAUCCAAGAAAAAGAGAAGAAACGGGAAGAAAAUGAUAUGGAAAUGGAGAUUAAAUGGGUUCCAGGCAACUGCCAAAGAAGAAUUGAAUGAAGAUGAAUUUCCAUCUGACGUUGACUUGAAUGACCCAUACUUUGCUGAGGAACUUGGGAAAACAGGUUUAAAGAAAAUAUCGAAGAAAUUCAAGACAGAAGAAAGUGCCCCAGAAAAAGAAGCAGACACAGAAAAGCACAAGGCUGAAAUGGCACUCCUUAUGAUGGAUGAUGAGGAGGAUGACAGAAGACAUUUUAACUAUGAGAAGAUUGUAGAACAACAGAACCUGAGCAAGAAGAAAAAGAAACAACUAAUGAAAAAGGAGGAGUUGUUAGAAGAUGACUUUCAGGUGAAUGUUGCUGAUACAAGGUUUCAAGCACUGUAUACUUCCCACUUGUUUAAUUUGGAUCCUUCUGAUCCAAACUUCAAAAAGACAAAAGCAGUGGAAAAAAUUUUGGAGGAGAAAGCUCGCCGAAGAGAACAAAAGCAGCAGAAUCUUGCAAAACAGAUGCAGGAGAAUGAGAUUGGAAAGAAGGGAAACACCACUAAGAAAUCUGUAGAUCCUGCUUUAUCAAUGCUAAUAAAAUCUAUCAAAAAUAAAACAGAACAAUUUCAAGCCAGAAAGAAACUGAAAAUAAAAUGAAGUCCAGUUGUUUGGCUUUCCUCAGUCCAGUCUCUACUCCUUGUAAAAUGGUAAACUUCAUAACAACUUUAUGGAUGUUGAAUCUCAUAAACUGUAAGGGUUUCUGAAGAAUUAGUGCCAGUGUUGGGGCUUGGGGGUGAACUAUAGACAACCGAUUGCAAUACCGUCUUUCCCCCUCCCACAACUACCUCCUUGGAAUAGUAUAUUUGUAAAAUAGUUCACAAACAGCAUGUUUGACAAAAUUAAUUUACCUGAAGCUGUUUUUCAUAACACCAUUUCAGUUAAAACUAAUAGAAAUGGUAAAGAUGGCUACAAAGAACUUCCUUAGUUAAUAGUAAUGGACACAUUUAUAAAUGAGUGUUUGACUUCAGGUCCUGAUAUGAUUUUUAGAUUUAAAAAAAACUUUGGAAUUUCAUAAUGGUGUUUUUAAUACUCCAUGAGUCUGAAAAUAGAAUGUUACUGAUGAAGAUAAUUUUAAUAUAACUGAAAGUGAAGACAGGUUGGAUGAAUUUUGUUUCUUAGUCAAGAGCUAUGUGGAUAACUUGUGAAAUAACGAAUAAAAAUAUAUUGUAUUUUAUUAAUAAUACUUUUCACUUCUAUAAUCUUCUAAGGAUUCCAGAAGAUUCACUGCAGAAACAUUUAGUGAAAUUCUCUGAUUUAGGAGAGAUUCUCAUGUACAGCAGCGAAACUGAAAAAAUUAAGGUCAAACGUGAAUGCCCAAAGUUAGAUAUCAAAAUCCAUUUUUCGCCACCUCAAUAAGGUUGUGUCUAUUGGGCAUUUUCUUAAAUUUCUCCCAAUGUUGCAUUGCUGUUAGUGUAACUCUACUGACCGUUGCAAUGCUAGGAGUGCUAGUGUAGACAAGAUGUCCAAAACAGGCCUAUAUGACACAGUUAAAAACACCAGAGCAGGGCUAUGUUAGUGCUACCACUAGUGGAACAGUGGAAAAAUGUGUGAUAGAAGGGUAGCACAAAGGGCCUGUUUUUCAGAAGCGUUGAACUCAUUCCAUCCAGUGUGUCAUCCUGCUCUAGUUCUCUUUGCUGCAUCAACUCUGAUAAAAAUGCAGCCAGUUAAACUUUGUCAAAGAUAUUACAAAAUUGUAACAUAAAGCACUCAUUAGAACUGUGAGGCUGGAGAUGUUCCCGUAAUUGUGAACAAGCUCAUGAGUUUCUACCUCCCUAAGCAGCUCUAUUUCUGUAAACUACUGGUAUAUUUAUCUAACCCUUUGCUUGGGCAUGAGAACCCUGAAUAGAGCAGCCAGGAGUGUUGCACUCUUGUUAAGAAGCUGCUUGAGAAGGCCCAUUGAUAGUAAAUUUAGUAGCAGAGCUGGUUGAUAAAGUGUUAAGGGUUGACUGGGGAAAAAAACCAAACACACACCAGCAGUGUACUCUAAAGGAGGUAAGUGCAUGAAAAUAGUUAAUUGCUGCUCCUGCUACUUGACACUAUGCAAUGUAUGUAUAAAGAUAAACAUACCAACUGAAUACAGUCUGAACCUGUUUACAAAAUUAGUUUGUCAGAAGGGUUAAUACAUGUCCCAAAAAAAUCCUCCUCCAACGAAAAUAUUUUAACCAUUAUAUAUAAAAAAAGAAAUUGGAAUGCAAAUAAAAUUUCAUUAAAACAACUAUUAAAAGCAGUAAACCAAUCAAAAUGUCUUGCACACAUGAAGUAAAUACAGAUGGAUGUUCACUGAAGCAGAUGGUCCUUCAAUGUCAAAAUACUAACUUUUAGUAAAACCAGUUUUUAUGCAGACAGAUUAAGAAAAUGAGAGAAACCACAUAUUCAAUUGCAGGUAAUUAGUGUUAAAAACUGACGUGUACAGUGAGAAAUGUAAUGUGGAAAUAAAAACAGGUGAUUUCACAAGAGAGUUUGUAUAAAGGAGUUCUGGAAGUGAAGAGCCAAAAUUACAUUUUAUUGAUCACUUGUGCAGCUUUACUGGAAAGCCUCCAGAUUCACUUCUAAAAUAGCUCAACUGAAUGGUUGGGCAAAUUAAUAGACCUUGACCUGUUGACCAGCUCAGGUGGUGCUACAGAACUUACCCACAGCAAACAAGCUCUUGAUACAUGGUUUGGAGCCAGCCAUCUGAGCUAGCCAGGGCUUCGCUACCUGCCGUCAGCAAAGAGAAAUAAACCCCACCAGAAUUGAGGACUUCAGUGUACACCAUGGACCAAUUUACUGAUGUUCAGCUGGACAUAGACUCAAAAUAAUCAAAAGGAAACAGGACAAUUUAUAGUAGAAUUUCCUGCAGAAAGGGCAGACUCGUGCAGCAGCCCAGCAGAAGUGGAGGUAGCUGCUAAAUGAAGAAGCUAUCAGCCAUGAGUGCUCUAAGUACAAAUCCACAUCUAAUAUGCAUGAUGGAAAAGUACCAGUGUCGCUUAUUCAGUAUGUGCAAUCUCCCCCUCUUGUGGUUGAUUUCUGAAUGUGCUUUAAAUUUACAUUGCUAAAUAAUACUCCAAUAAGCCGCUGCCGCAUAUAGCAGUUAUUCAACAGUAUAUAGAGGUUUUGUUUUAAUGCAUCUCAAUUGUCUCUUCAGCCUCCAGGUGUGAGUAAUUAAGGUUGUGAAAAGCUGCUGAAAACGUUAAAAAUUACCUCUAAAGACCAGGUCAUUGAGUUUGGCAUGGACAACUUUCACGUUGUAAAAUGUGCUGUUCUGCACUAUAUGCAGCAAGGCUAUAGAUUACGUUAGAAGGUGGACAAUUGUAGAACACAUGGAAAGGGCUAAACAAACAAAAGAAAUGAAAAUGAGGCUGAAACUGCAGGACCAUUGAAAACAGUACAGAAACAAUGCACUGUGACAGGAUCAUUCCAGCAUUUUUGUGUAUUUAAAAAAAAACGUUUCUGAAAAUACAGACACAAGUAUUUAGUUAAUGUAAGAAAUAUGAACUGCAAUGCUAUUUUAUUUUUUUAUAGUGGUUGAUGGCACAGGUAGGUGUCAAACUUGUUUGAAAAUUGUCAAUAUAUCAGUAAAAUGUGUUCAACUGAUACCUAUGUAUAUUCUGGCUAGGAAAACUAAAGUUCAGCGUCUCAUAUUAAUUGUGGGAAACAUGGAUUUUUAUGCUUUUUAUUCAGAUAAUGUUGUGACACAGCUAUUUUGGGUUCAUAUGGAUUCUACUUCUGUGUAUAGAUUUGCUAAUAAAUAGUAUGCACUCCCACUAUGCUGGAAAUUACUGAAGAAGUUGCUUGGUAGGGACUCACUUAAAAUUUAAGAAGCCUUGUUCCAUUCUAAACUCUAUUUUCAUUUCCCUUUUCUCACUUUAUUUUGAGUGAGGUCUGGGUGUAGGAAGAUUUUAAAAGAAAGCUGUCUGAGUGACAGGGCUCUUAAAAAUGUUACCCUGUUCCCGCUGUUUUAAAAAUGUGCUUAACAGUCAAAUCAGAAAUGAAAAUGAUUAUUUAAUUUCAUUUGACCGUGAAGACCUCUCCAACUACCAUCUUGUCCCCAGCUUCAUAUUCCUGGCCCAAAUAAUUGAGAAGAUAGGAAUCACCAAACAACCUGGAUGCCUCAUAAUCAGGGUUCAGACCAGGGCACAGAACAGGCACAGCUCUAAUGACACUACAAAAUGAUCUCAUGGCCAUAGAUACAGACAAGAUGUCCAUGCAUACUGCUGGUCUUUGGCACAGUGUACUACAAGAUACUGAUAACCUGAAUAGAUGGCCAGGCACUAUGGUGGCUCCAGUCAUUUCUCUCCAGCAGAACUCAGAGUGGUUCCUCCUCUCUGAAGACCCUUGUGACAAAGUGAGAAUUCUCUGUCAUAAUUUUAUGAAUCCUAAUUGUGCUUCAAUUUGCCUCUGUACUUUGCAUUGCUACCCAGUAGGGUGGGGGAGAAAGGGUUAAGACUGCUCUUGGGGCACAACAGAUGAUAUGAGGUGUGUGUGUGUGUGUGUGUGUGUGUGUGUGUCACCUGGCUGUCUGGAUGGAAUGAACAGGUCAUUAAAGAACUGGUUGAAACAAACUCCAAAUAACGGAGGAUCCAGAGAGCCAAUGAAAACCCCCCAAUGACUGAACAAUCAACCCUUAACAGCGACAAGCUCCAACAGGCAGGGUAGGUAAAUUCAUCAUGGCUCUGUCUGAAGCCAAAGGACUGAAAGUAAUUGGUUUUUGGAAGAGGCUUGACAGUGCUCACUGGGGACUGGAAAAGGGAACCUGAAAUUAAGUCCAGAGCAGCAUGACUGAUGGCACUGGCUUGGCCAGGUGGAUUAAGUCUUAACAUUUAUUUCUCUAUGUUAACGUAAGGACUGCAAAUGUGUUCCAGUUAACUAAUAAACUCUACUCUGUUUUGAAAGCAUUGCCUGGGGACUCUUUAAAAUCUAGCGCAUCCUGUGGAUCCCUGACCGCCUUCACCCCGAGAAUCCCAUAGGGAUUCAUACUCUUUCCUCUUCAAUAUCUACAUGGGAUGACUGGGUGAGAUAGUGAGAUGCCAAGGACUCAGCUGCCACCAGCAUGCUGAUGAUGUUCAACUAUAUAUUUCAUAUUUAACUGACACAACCGCCAGUGCUUGUAAGAUGUCAGAAUGCCCGCAAGAAAAUCAGCUUUUGGAUGAAGAGCAGCUGGCUCAAACUGAACCCGGGCACAACAGAAGUGAUGCUGGUUGGAAAGGGGAAAUGUUACGAAGAAUUAGCGGAGAUGUUAUCUCCACCUUUCGUUAAAGGCGCACAGCCUCCAUUCAUC
This is a messenger RNA of Trachemys scripta elegans, 7217 nucleotides long. RefSeq names its product ESF1 nucleolar pre-rRNA processing protein homolog (gene ESF1). Gene Ontology annotation, biological process: rRNA processing. NCBI's taxonomy places the organism in Eukaryota, Metazoa, Chordata, Testudines, Emydidae. Gene Ontology annotation, cellular component: nucleus. Gene Ontology annotation, molecular function: RNA binding. The record is from RefSeq and is a predicted model, not a curated record.